Molecule: messenger RNA, 3782 nt
Organism: Acanthopagrus latus (yellowfin seabream)
Lineage: Eukaryota; Metazoa; Chordata; Actinopteri; Spariformes; Sparidae
Gene: lca5
Product: lebercilin LCA5
Exons: 11
Coding region: 600-3023 (807 amino acids)
Biological process (GO): intraciliary transport
Cellular component (GO): axoneme
Source: RefSeq, a predicted model, not a curated record
AUUACUCCUUCUUCUUGAUUUAUCUUCGUGGAUAAUUACAGAGUGGCGCAUUUGAAACGAUACUGUUUUCGACAAGGGCGGACGACUAAUGUUAUGUCCCUAUAUAUCUAAGUAACGGUUGCUAAGUUAGCUAGCGUCAAAGUUCAUGCUAGCUUGCGAGUAGUUAAAGCUGUGUGGCUAACGUUAGCCGAUGGAGUCUACACAAGGAGCAGGUAACUGGUUGCUACAGAGUUAAACGUAAAGCAGACAACGCCGGGAGGGUGUAAAGUAGUAAAUGCGGCAAACGGACAGGUUGGUGCCAGCAGACAUAAAGCGGUUUGGCUUAAACGCAACCCCCACCUGUUGAUGGGAGCUUGUCGCCCGACUGAGUAUAUUCACUCAGCAAAUAAUCGUUAUCAGGAGCCACAGGAGACAGACAGACAUGAGCUCGAUGAAGCAGAAGAUGUGAUGACGGCCACGGAGAUGAUGGGGAUAUAAUGUAGCCUUUGUGUGACCAAGGCAGACAAUACGGAAAACCUGAGAGAAACCCGUUGGCCUUGCUUCUUAUUACCGUUUCGGAUUAACUUUGAGAAUUUCAUCUUGGUUGCUCAAUACCUACGAUGAGCGUUUGUUCUCAAAGUGACAACAUGGAACCAGAAAACAAAACUGACCCUUAUGAAGACAACCGGGAUGUCGAUCGAAGUCGCCAGUCGCUGCGGAGUACAAGGAAAGAUUCUUGUGACUCGUCCAUCCAAAAACAAAAAAGGAGCAACUGGGACAAGAUCAGGGAUGAGGAGGAAAAGGAAGACGUCGCUGAGGGUAGAUCAAAAACAAGAACGUGGCAUCCUGAUCCGGAUCGGGACCAGAUAUCAGAUGGAGAGGGACGGAGAAGUAGUCGCUCUUAUUACUCUGACGAUUACGAGAAUGAGUCUCCUUCAGACAGAUCGCUCUCACCCUACUCCCAGUCCCGGACUCCAUCUCCAACGCCUCAGAGGGGGAUCAGGGCAAAGAAGGCUUCUAACAUCCCCUUCUAUAAGACAGGUGGUGUGGGGCGUCGAGGUGUUUCUCGCCCACAGCGUCCAGGUGGCCAACCCCUGACCCAGCAGCAACGCAGGGGAGUGCGUUCCCAAAGCAAGGAGUCCACACCGCCUAAAGACUUGGACCUGGUCACCAAGAGGAUGCUCUCAGCCCGCCUGCUAAAGAUCAAUGAAUUGCGCAACUCACUUGCUGAGCUGCAACAGCGCACUGACGAGCUGCAGAAGGAGAAUCGAGUUCUCAGACAGCUUCAGGUGCGUCAAGAGAAAGCCCUGCAGCGCUACGACGACACCGAGAGUGAGAUUUCUCAGCUACUGGCACGCCAUUCCAAUGAAACCCAAGUGCUGCGUGAGCGGUUGAGGCGCACUCAAGAGCGGGAACGGGCAGCCGAGCGACGGUUGAAGGACAGUGACGAGCAGCUGCAAAGGAGUCGGGCGACCAUAGCGCGGCUGAAGAAGCUGGUUGACCAGCGAGAGUUGGCCACCAGAGACGAGCUAAGCAGCAGGCUGGAGGAAGAGAAGACACGGGCCCAAGAGGCAGAACGAAAGAUCAAGGAGCUGGAGCGUGGCUUGGAGCUGAGCAACAGCAGUUACCAGAGGCAGCUGGCUGCAGAGAGGAAGAAGACCGUGGGCGCCCAGGAGGAGAUCAGGACUCUGCAAGAGGAACUGGAUCGACUGACCAACAAACUCAAGGAGAAGGAGAGAGAACUAGAUGCCAAGAACAUCUAUGCCAACCGCAUGAUGAAACCACCACUAAGAAAAGAUGCUGAUAGUGGUACAAAGCGAAAAGCCCUCAGCAGGAACAGUGCCAAGACAGCACUGACGACAGACAGGCCAUCUAGUCUGGAUUUCCCCACACCUCCACCUGCCAUCACCGAUGCAAACGGAUACAGUGAACAGGCACCUGAUGAAUACCUGUCACUCAAGGAGCGUAACCAAGAGGACAGAGGGGCAGAAACAGAAGACGGGCAUCUAAAGUGGGAACAGCAGAAGAUGACUGAUGGGGAAAAAGAAAGAGACAAGGAAAGCGAACUGGUGAAGGAGAACAAGGAGAAACCACAACUCAACCAGGAGCUAAAUGUGCUUGAGGAGAAGGCAAAAAGACUCAGAAAUGGCCGGGAGAAAGAGAAGGAGGAAGAAGACAGAAAGAGGACAAGUUCCUUCUUAAACCAGGAGGAAGAGAAUAUCAGGAAGCCUGGCCAUGUCCUGGAAGAGGUGAGGAAGUGGAACCAUGAUGUUCUGGCCAAUCAGCAAGCAGCAGAGGAAGCGCAUCGCAAAAAGGAACAGCUGCUGGCUAAGAUGCUUGAAAUAGACCGUCAGAACCAAGGAACCCAGGACACCAUGUCUUCUGAGUCCAGUAAGGGCCAGAGUAACCAUUCUUCUCCUCGUCUUCCCGAGCAGAGGAACUCUUCCAUUUUAAACCUGACAGAAUCAGAAGAAUCAGCCAGUUUGCACAGUGGUGCCGGAAGCAGGGAAGGUGGAAGGAGAAGAUCAGGCAUAGAGGGUGGAGCUGUUACAACAGGACUGGGGAGGAGAGCGCUUCGCUCCCAGGUCUCCAAUGACGACUUGGCAUUCGGAAGUUACGCGCCUUCUUUUGGAAAUUCAGCCUCCCGAGGUUCAGGCUUCCCUCCACCUCCGCCCACCGAGGACAGGGACUCUGCGUUAGAAGCAAUAGGUGUUUUUAGCCUCAGAGGGGUUGGCACGGAGAAAGAAAAGGAGGCAGAAAGAGGAGCGGGGAAGGACAAGAAGUCUGCCCUCAUGCAGCAGCUAUUUGGUACCCUGGCCACACCUGCUGGGGAUAGUCUUAGCACCUCCAAUACGAUGGAGAUCCUGAACAGUCCUCCCUCUACCAAUGGAGUGCGUUCUAGAAGGGGAGAACUGCUCAGCUUCAACUCAGGGUCUUCCUCUCCUCCUACAUCCUCCCUGAACACCCUACAGGUAGCAGACAGCAGACCUGCCAUCCGUGCCAUCCACUCAUUUGAUGAUGACAUAGAGGAACUGACUUUGUGAAAUUAAUUUAUAUUAAAGACAUUAAUCUCAAAAAGAGACUGCGUGAUGAACAUGGUUCAUAAAUUCUAAGUAAUAAAUUAUAAAACGUGUUGCUGUCUUUUAAAUGUUUCAUCAUGUAGGACAUUAAUUUUAAGUGACUGUGAUGCAUUCAGGUGCAUGUGUGUUGACACAUGGAUGAUAGAUAGUUGUCAGUGUCGCUGUAACUGGUGAUAUAGAAAUGUUUAACCUUUGAUCUGUUUUAAUGGUAGGUAUACUCACAAGUUUUGUGUCGACUAUGGCUUGUACUGGUUUGCACUUGCUAAAUUUGAAAAGGUUCCUCAGGUUGCUUUCCAGUUUUUGUGGUAGAAUAUGACUGGUAGUUUAUCUUUCAGAAGAAGGAUAGCAGGGCCGCAACACUAAAGCCCAUAAAAUGUAUCCAAUUUAUAGUGGUGCAAGCAUUACAUUAACUCUGGCUGCAAGUCACGUUUUUGCAUUGGAUAUUUUAGCGCAUUGCCAUAUUGGUUCAGUAAUAAUAGUUUUGAAUCCUGCUUUACUUCGGGUAUCAGUAUUUGAGUAGGUUUUAUUCGACAUUUGGGUGAUUGAUGCUAUAUGAAUGUAUGACGAAGCAAUAUGACAAUCAAACAUCAGUCGCUGAAUGUGUGACAAAUUAUGUAAAACGGGUUAUUUUUUAAAAGCAUUUAUAAUAAAACUUAAUUGUCAAGGUUAAUGCCCUGUGAGCACAUGUUGCUAAAUAAGUUAUUAAAGGACAUUUGAAGCAUA